Momordica charantia (bitter melon) is the source of this 1841-nucleotide messenger RNA. RefSeq names its product ARM repeat superfamily protein (gene LFR). Lineage: Eukaryota; Viridiplantae; Streptophyta; Magnoliopsida; Cucurbitales; Cucurbitaceae. Gene Ontology annotation, cellular component: SWI/SNF complex; brahma complex; nucleoplasm. Gene Ontology annotation, molecular function: nucleosome binding; protein binding. Gene Ontology annotation, biological process: positive regulation of DNA-templated transcription; regulation of transcription by RNA polymerase II; chromatin remodeling. The record is from RefSeq and is a predicted model, not a curated record.
UGGAUUCAUUCUGCUGUAUCGAUGCCCUAAAUUUGAUUUCCAGCUUCCGAUUUGUUACCGGACCGGAUCUCGUCGGAUCGCCGUUGCCGAAUCCGUCGAAGUUCAGUGGCAACAAAACGGGCGAUGCAGAAGAGAGAGCAGAGCAAGUUGGGCGGAAAUGUUGGUGGUGGCUCCGCGCCUCCGGCGAAGCGCGGCCGUCCAUUCGGCAGUUCGAGCAGCAACGCCGCCGCUGCAGCCGCUGCCGAGACCUUGGCUCCAUCGGCACACCUUGGCCCUUCUCUCCAUGUUCAUACUUCCUUCGCAGAUCAAAACAAUAAAAGGAUAGUGUUGGCUCUACAGAGUGGAUUGAAGAGUGAAUUGACGUGGGCAUUGAACACUCUCACUCUGCUCUCCUUCAAAGAGAAGGAUGAUAUGCGCAAAGACUCUACUCCCCUGGCUAAAAUUCCCGGCCUUCUUGAUGCUCUUCUACAAGUUAUCGAUGACUGGCGUGAUAUAGCGCUUCCAAGGGAUCUUGUAAAGAAGCCAAGGGUGAGAACAUUAGGUGCAAAUUCUUCUGUAACGGGAUUUGGGAAUGAAUUUGAGGCAUUGGGCUCGAACGGCCUGAGACCUGGUUCUUCAGUUCCAGAGACAAUGAGUCAUGCUCCGAAACCAUCUCCUCGACAUUGGUGGCUUGAUGAAGAUGGUCUAUUUAAUCUGGAUGACGAAGGACGAGCAGAAAGACAGCAGUGUGCUGUUUCUGCCUCAAAUAUCAUUCGAAACUUUUCUUUCAUGCCAGAGAAUGAAGUUAUUAUGGCCCAACAUCGACAUACUUUGGAAACAGUGUUUCAGUGUAUAGAAGAUCAUAUUACAGAGGAUGAGGAACUUGUCACAAACACCCUAGAGACAAUUGUGAAUUUAGCUCCGUUGCUAGAUCUUCGUAUCUUUAGCUCAUCGAAACCAUCCUACAUCAAAAUAACUGAGAAACGAGCAGGUGAAGCCAUCAUGGGAAUGCUGGGAUCCUCUGUCAAAGUUUGGCACUGUGCUGCCGCAGAAUUACUUGGACGAUUAAUAAUAAAUCCUGAUAAUGAGCCUUUCCUUCUUCCCUUUGUUCCCCAGAUACACAAGCGUUUAGUCGACCUUAUGAGCAUCCCAGCAUUAGAUGCACAAGCAGCAGCUGUUGGUGCACUGUAUAACCUCGUCGAAGUUAACAUGGACUGCAGAAUAAAGCUAGCAAGUGAGCGAUGGGCAAUCGACCGGCUUCUUAAAGUAAUCAAGACACCUCAUCCAGUUCCAGAAAUAUGCAGGAAGGCCGCAAUGAUAUUGGAGAGUCUUGUAUCUGAGCCGCAGAACAGGGCUCUACUUCUAGUAUACGAAAAUGCAUUUGCAGAAAUACUCUUUUCAGAUGGCAGAUAUUCUGAUACGUUUGCGAGGAUAUUGUAUGAACUAACAUCGAGACCUAACAAUAAAGUUGCUGCUGCUCAAGGAGUAUGGGGCAUGUGAUCUGUAGUACCCUACCAUCAAUCGUUGUAUUCAUCUAUGAUCGAGAUGACUAGUACUCAGCUACCGAAUCAAGUGAAGAACUCGAACUUCAUCAUUACUAUAAAAUGUAAAUAUUAGCUUAUUGGGGUAUCAAAUUCGAGCUAUUGCACCUGCGGAGUCCGUAUUUCUCAGUCAUUUGUACUGCUCAUUUUGUAAUUUGUUUCUAUUUUCAUGCUAGAGUGCUCAAUAUCUAUGGUUGAUUGCUAACAUUGAUAUGUGAAAUAUCAUUUAUAACUGGACCACUUAGUGUAGGUAGGAUUUGUAAUUUUUAACAUUGACAUUAGGGGUAUAAAUUUUAAUAAAAUAGGUCAUUUUUAUAGUAA